Messenger RNA from Anguilla rostrata (American eel), 15834 nucleotides. RefSeq names its product E3 ubiquitin-protein ligase rnf213-alpha-like. Gene Ontology annotation, biological process: negative regulation of non-canonical Wnt signaling pathway; ubiquitin-dependent protein catabolic process; sprouting angiogenesis. Bases 416 to 15337 code for a protein of 4973 amino acids. NCBI's taxonomy places the organism in Eukaryota, Metazoa, Chordata, Actinopteri, Anguilliformes, Anguillidae. The transcript has 64 exons. Gene Ontology annotation, molecular function: ATP hydrolysis activity; metal ion binding; ubiquitin-protein transferase activity. The record is from RefSeq and is a predicted model, not a curated record. Gene Ontology annotation, cellular component: membrane; cytosol; nucleolus.
ACUAACACCUGGGCAAACUACACCACCACCUGCCCAGCCUUCUCCACCCACCCCCUCCAAAAACCAAAGUGAUCUUCCACAUGACUCCACCACUGCUGACCUGCAGGAGAAACGACCGUCCUGCCAAAGCCGCUCUACUGGGAGAGAGUCGACCAAUCAGAGCGCAGAAAGUCUAGCGAGCGCCAGCCCAUCACCCAAUCCUGGGGCAGAGGCGGAAAAGAGAGUGGAAACUGAGAGGCCCGCUUCCAACCCUUCCACAACCGAAGGCUCUGGAGGGGAAUCAACCCCAGGACCUGGCAGGGCCGAGAGCGCAAAGCAUGCUGGGAUUUGUGCCAGUGACCAAAGCAUCAAACACAGGAAGGACACGGCAAACUCCCAGCAGUCUGCGGCAGAGGAGGAGCGGAAGCAGGGCACCAUGGGAAGGCAGACCGCCGAAGCUGCUCAGCAGCAGAGCCUGGAGUCGGCACAGGCUGGUCCUCCAGAGAGAGCGCGUGGAGUACAGGGAGAGCAGGAAUCUGACACAAAUCCAAGCACAGGGAAUGCUGGGAAAAAUCCCCAACGUGGUGGAGAGGUACCUGCACGCUCCGCCCCCACUGGAUCGCCUGUGGACACGCCCCCACCUGAGAACAAGGGGGCCACUUCAGAUCAGUGUGAUGAUGAGGGCUUUCAAACAGUGUCCUCAAAGAGGAAGAACAAAAAGAUGACACACCCACCUCAAAUCCCACAGAGUCUACAGCAGGAAACUUCAACAGAUAGCGUCACUGUCUGCUUCCACGCCAUCUUGUCCAAGGACUUCAAUCUAGACCCACAGAAUGAUCUGGUUUUCAUGGUGCCAGGACAGCCUUUAGGGAAUUGGAAUGAUGUGGUAAAAAUGGAAGCAAAGCAUUUAGGAGAGCAUGGUUACCUAGUGCAGGGACAAAUAAGGAUAUCCAGAAUGAUUGUAGGUGUCCCCAUACCCUAUAAAUACGCUGUGUACAAACCAAGAGAGGCUGGACACGAACUUCAGUAUGAGUAUAUUUACAAAAUGGAUGCAAAAGGAAUUGUCAACAGGUGUUUACAAGUUAUGAAUCUUCAGACCCAGCAAGGGGAGUGGCAUCAGUAUGAUGACAUCAUAUGGGCCAAACCAGCAAGCGGCAUGAUUACAAGCGUCAUAAGCUUUCUUGGGAUGAAUGAGAAGAGAGAUAUCGCUAGGGGGCGCCACCUAGCUGGGAAGGUCAUGCUGAAGAUGAUAUUUGAUCUGCUAAGAAGCUGGAGCGCAGUGAACGUGGAAAACUUUUUGAUUCAUCUUCAUCAGUUCUUUACAGUUAACUGCAGCUCCUACGUCUUUGAAGGAGAUAGGCCAACAGUGUGGGAAUCUCUUGGGUACGGCGUAGCUCAGGUGAAAGGGCUUUUGAGAGAAUUCCUGCUAGAGAAUGUCGUCCCACAGAAAGAAGGAGGUGGAGAGAAGACACUCCUCAGAGACCCCCUGAAAGCAGGGCUGCUCAUAACCAUGCUAGUUUGGCAUGAGUACCAGGAGCUGCACAACACUGAGGAGCUCUCCUACAUGUGUGACCUACUGUGCCUACCGCAGAUGCCCAGAAAAGAGUUCCACGUGUACUGGAGAGACCUCACCAGUGGAUUCCAGGAUCCGCUAUGUUGGUUAGAGGUGCAGAAGAGUCUAGAGUAUUUCUGUUCCCUGGCACUGAAAGAGAAAGUGGAGAAGUGGAUCCUGGUGCUCCCACUCCUGCAUCUGCUGAGGGGCGACUGCAGACCCUUUGAGCCUCUUUCUCCUUCCCUAACUCCCUCCGUGGGGUUCAAUCCCUGGGCAGGCCUGAGGGAGAUCAGUCUGCCUGACUUGCAGUCAAACUCACAGUAUACAAGGGCUCUCAUGAAAGUGAUGGCAGAGCACACACACCUUGUGGAGGUGGACAGGCUCCUGUCCCGCUCGUGGUUGUAUCUGCUGGGGGUGGAGGCCGUGAAGGAGUUCUGUUCUUCUGUUCCUGUGGACCUCCAUGAUGUCCUUCAGUGGCUGUGUUUUCGGUUGGGGGCCGAAUUCUCUCGCAAACAUGAGGCAGUGCAGGAGCUGCUGGUGUAUCUCAGUCAGUCAAUUAAGGAACAGAAAUUCAGGUGUUAUGAUGCAGGCUAUGGGAAAAAUUGCUUGACUGUGUCACUAAAACUUCUGGAGAGGAUUUGCCAAGCUGCCAUCGAGCAACGCUUCCACAAGCUCCCCACAGCAUGUGCGACGCUUGUCUCUGCUGUAGCAGACUUCACUGCCAGCGUUCAUGAGAAUCACUCUGAACAGAAUGAGGCUCAGCUGAACUGCAGUACUAGUGAAGAGUUAGAACAGAUGCUUAAAAUGAUCAGGGACUGGAUGAGGAAGACCUUUGACAACAAGCUGCUCCGCACGGUCACUCAGUCUAGCACUUUCAUCUCCAGAUGUGAAAUAGAGGCUUGGAACAACAUCCUCUCACUUACCUUAGGAGGAGAACAGUUCACAGAGCUUUGGAGGACUACUCUUCUAAAUGAUUUUGAAGGCAAACUGAAGAAGGAGUGUAGCAUGGACCAGAUUGAAAUCUACUGCAACCAGAUGGAGGAAGUGAACAGAAAGUUCCCAACUUUAAGUGCAUGUUUGGAGAAAUGCGCUCUGGAGAGUGUCACCUCUGUCUGCCAGGGCAGGGAGGAGCGCUCCCUCUUUGAACGGCUGAGGCGUCAUGACCUCAGGAAGUUUGGGAAACUGGUGUCCGUGCUAGUCCUGAAGGCCUGGCCCCUUGACACCAGCGAGGGCUACCUGGAGGGGGAGGAGGCAGUCCUGGAACAUCUCCUCACCUGGUCUAUUGCUAAGGACAUCUUCCAGCUGCAAGGCACAGAUGGAAAGCUCACCGAAGAGCUCACCGACAGUGCCAGGGAACGAAUGGCUGUUGCGACGUCCACGUGUAGCAAAGUCUCAAAUAAAUUCCUCACAGGAAACAUCAAGAUGAGGAGUCUCAACCGGAUCCUCAAGAACAAAGACGCCUUUCUGGAGCUUCUGAAAAUAGAUGGUCUGUCUAUGAAUGAGAGGUGCAGAAACUCUGCUAUGAAGAGCCUUAUGAAAUUCAGGGAGGAUGAAGUGAAGAGCAUCAACCAUGAGAGGGCGCUGCUGCGUAACCUGCUGGAAGUGUGCCAGGCACUACAAGAGUACAUUACAGUUGAUCUGGAGGACCUGGAGAGCAAACUCGGAGUGACAGUGGAGGAGAAGACACUGGACGAGUUCAUGGAGGUCUAUCAACCUGACAAUAUAUCAUCUGAGAAAGUGGGUGUGGUCACAUGCUUUGAGCUGUCGCCAGGCGUUCGAGAGAUGGCGGAGGCCCUGCACGUGUUCAGGAACAGCUUCAUCUUCAAAAUGUGCUGGAAGAACCAGGCGAAAGCGCUGUCACGCAGUGAUGACAUCACGGGUGAGAUGGGAGCAGCACCUGUGAUACGGGCCUCCCUCCAUGAGAUUCACAAGGAGGUUUUUCAGCCCUGUUACGGUAGAUACAGAGAAAUCUACAACAACUUGAGAAGCGGUGGGCUCACCUUACAGGAAGUGGACGACAUCUUUGAGGACUACACGGGCAAGUAUGAUGAGCUGACUGAUGACCUGCAGAUCAUGUGCAAGAUUGACUCGGAAAUGGAUAAACACUGGAUCCAUAAGCGGGUGCAACAAAUCGAACAGUACCACGAGCUCCACCUGGCACUGAAGUCUGUUAAAGUCAUCAUGGAGGCCAAACAGAUACUCUGCCCUCAAGGAGACUUUCACAUCCUGGACACUCUACUUGGUGCUACUGACGCAGAGUUCAAGAGAAAGACUCUGGAUCAUAUUGACAGUGACCUGAUUAAAGUGAAGAAGGAGGUGGCCAUGACUGAGAAGCAGAGACUGUGUCUCCAGGAGCUCUACCUGAGGAAAAACUUCAUCUUGUGGUUGAAAGAGGCUCUGCAAGAUCUGAAUGAGCUGAAGGUCUUUGUGGACCUGGCCUCCAUCUCAGCCGGAGAGAAUGACCUGGAUGUGGAUCGCGUGGCUUGUUUCCAUGACGCUGUACUGGGAUACUCGUCUGUGCUGUAUGAGCUGAAGCCAGAUGCUGGAUUCCGGGCCUUCAAGGAGGCCCUUGGGAAACUGUGGAAGGCUCUCAAAAAUGACUGCAACCUUCCCGAGAAGCUGCGAGAUUCAGAACGUCACCUGGAGUGGCUGAAGACAGUGAAAGAGAGCCAUGGCUCAGUGGAGCUGUCUUCUCUCUCCCUCGCCUCUGCCAUCAACAAGAAAGGCCUCUACAUUAUCCGUGCGCAAAACCAGAAAAAGCUGACCUUGGACACAACCCUGAAGCUGGAGAUCUUGGAGGAGCACACGGAGGAAGCACAGCAGCAGGAGGUGCAAGGAAUGCACUCCUACACCUUGGAGGACCUUCGGGAGCUUCUGAACAAGCUGAUGCUGAUGUCAAGGAAAGGAGACAAGGGGCAGAGAGGAGAGGUUGACCACUUUUCUGAGGUCUUCUCCAGUGUCCAGAGGAUGGCACUAGCGUUUAUCGAACUUCAUGCUGCAGGAAACCCCCUGUUCCAGUGCUGGGAAGCUAAAAUUAGCUGCCAACCAAACAGCAAGGCCAGCAUCGUCAUGGACUUCCACCUUGGCAGUGGCGUGGACGUAGGCAAGGUCGCAGUCGAGGGGGAUUUGCUAGAGCAGCUGCCAGAACUGUGCAGGAAGAUGGAGCAAUAUCUGUCUACCUGGAAGGACUUCAUGAACGAGCAGAGGUCCAUGCAUUAUUAUCUCAACUACUACACAGCAGAGCAGGUAGUGUACCUGUGCAAUCGGCUGUGCCCAGGGACGCAGACUCCAACGUUGGAUGGUCAGAUGGUGACCAUGCUCUCCUUCAUCAGACCCGGCUGCGACGCUCAGGGUUUGAGGGAGAUGCUGCGUGUGUUCUGGGGCGAUUUUCACAGCGGAGAUGCACUGCAGAAGCAACGAGAUGAGGUUGACUUACAAGCAUUUGCGGAGGAGGAGCAGGUAUGGGAGGAGGAAAAGGAGGAGGUGUGGGAGGUGGAAGACGAGAAGGAAGAGGAAAAGUUGAAGGAGGAAGAGGAGGGGGAGGAAGAAGCAUGGGGGAGCAUGGAGGUAACAUUAGAACCUGCAUUCAGAGGAGGGGGGAGUGUCCACUCAAACUACGUCCUUUCGGGUCCCCUGGGUCAGACUAGUGGCUUUGGACAGCUGGAUCUGCUGUGGGACACCUACAUGAGGGACAUGAGGCAUUUCCUCCCCCACACUCUGGAUGUCCCAAGUCUGGGGAGACUGCUGGGACAGCUGGCCAACCAAGGAGUGGAAGACUGGAGGAAAGAGGACACGAAGGUGGUGAGGAGGAGCCUGCCAGGUGGAUUCUCCAGCAGCCGACCAAAUCUAGUGGUCUGCCCUCCAGCUGAGAUCCUGACCUCCUGCCUCUGCAUCUACAUGGCCAGUGAGUUAGAGCCGCUGCCCUCCUACGACGAGGUGCUCCUAUGUGACCCCAACACCCCCUACCAGCAGGUGGAGCUCUUCUUCCGUCGUUGCCUCACGGCUGGCUACAGGGGCCAGAAGAUCUACACCCUCCUCCAUGCCGAUCGGCUGGCCUAUGAUGUGAGCUUCAAGGCAGAGCAGCUGUUCCAGGCCCUGAGCCUCCGGUGCACUCAUGACUACAGGCUGGUGAUCAUCUGCAGCUCCAGCAGGGAGCAUGCCUACCUUCCCUCUGCCUUCAGCCAGUACCGCCUCCUCGCGAUCCCUCAGGAGCCCCUGGAAAGGGUGCGGAGUUACCUCUCCCGCCACUACACUGUCCCGGCAGAUCAGCCUAGCGCAGCAGAUGUCUUCAAAGGGCGGCAGUUUGUUGGGGUUGUAUCGUCCAAACGAGCAGGAGUCGGUAAAUCCAUGUACAUUCAAAGGCUGUACGAAAAGCUAAAAGAAUCAUCCAUUGAAGAGGUUGCCUUGCUGAAAUGCAUUCGGUUGAUUGAACCGCAAGUUGAUGAAAAUGCCAUCCUCAAGUCCCUGCUGAACACACCGGAAGGGAAGGACCUUACUAUCUUUCAUUUUGAUGUUAUGUCAUCGGUGCAGAAAGGUGUGCAUGAGUUUCUGUUCCGACUGCUGAUCCUCCGGUACCUGAUGGACUCUGAGGGCCGGAUGUGGAAGUGCAGCAGAGGGCAGCUGUACCUCAUCGAGAUCCUUCGCUCUGCUCAAGAUUUGCGGCAAAACAUCCCAAGAGUCGGUGCACAUGAAAGCUUUUCUUUCCUGGAUGUCUUCCCUACGGUCAUAUGCCGCCCCCCAAAAGAGGUCCUGGAGCAGGAAAUGAGGCACGAGGACGGUGCCGUUACGCAAGACCCUCUCAUGGACGAUCAGGAGUUCAGAAGCGAAGCUUUCCAAAGACCCUACCAGUAUCUGACCCGCUUCCACAAGGGUCAAAAUCUGGACAGGUUUGUGUACAAGGGCGUGGAGGGGACCCACAUGGAAUGCCUGCAGAUUCUGUUCGUCUACUGUGGAGUUGCGGAUCCCUCCUGGGCAGAGCUGAGGAACUUUUGCUGGUUCUUAAAUGUGCAGCUCAGGGACUGUGAGACAUCCAUCUUCUGUGAUAUGGAAUUUGUGGGAGACACCCUCCAGGGCUUCAGAAACUUUGUGGUGGACUUCAUGAUCCUGAUGGCCAAGGACUUUGCCACACCCUCACUCAGCAUUUCAGACCAGAGCGCUGGAAGGCCGCAGAUGGACCUGUCUGAGGUGAAUGAGGAAGACCUGGCCCCCUUUCGCAUCCGCAAGCGGUGGGAGGUGGAGCCACAUCCAUACAUCUUCUUCAACGGGGACCACAUGUCCAUGACGUUCAUUGGCUUUCAUCUGCGAAAGAAUGGGCAGAGCAAUUUGGAUGCAGUCCAUCCGAUCUCAGGGGCAGUGAUUAGGCGAAACAUAAUGACUGAGCGGCUUUAUGAUGGCCUCUGUCUCCAGGGGGUGCCUUUCAAUGUGGACUUUGACACACUGCCCAGGGGUGAGAAGAUCAAGCAGCUCUGCAAUGUGCUGGGUGUCCAGCAGACCGUUGACCCUGACAAGACCUAUGAACUCACCACCGACAACAUGCUGAAGAUGCUGGCGAUUCACAUGCGGUUCCGCUGUGACAUCCCUGUUGUGGUCAUGGGGGAGACUGGCUGUGGGAAAACUAGACUCAUCAGAUUCCUUUGUGAGCUGCGGAGGGCUGGGGCCGACACCCAGAACAUGACCCUGGUCAAGGUACAUGGGGGGACCACCUCGGAGAUGAUCUACAGCAAGGUAAGAGAGGCGGAGGUGAAGGCAGCUACUAACAAGCGGGAGCACAAGCUCGAUUCUGUCCUCUUCUUUGAUGAAGCAAACACCACAGAGGCUGUGAGCAGCAUCAAGGAGGUGCUCUGUGAUGGGGCAGUGGAAGGCAAACGCCUUGCUGUGGGCACGGGUCUGCAGAUUAUUGCUGCCUGCAAUCCGUAUAGGAAACACUCAGACGAGAUGAUCCAGAGACUGGAAUCCGCUGGCCUUGGGUAUAGGGUCAGAGCUGAGAAGACUGAAGAAAAGCUGGGCUCCAUUCCUCUCCGGCAGCUAGUGUACAGGGUGCAGGUGCUUCCUCCUAGCAUGAUCCCACUGGUGUGGGACUUUGGACAGCUCAAUGACCAGACUGAAAAAAUAUACAUCCAGCAGAUAGUCCAAAGAGUGGUGCAGGCCAGUUCCAUCAACUCCAAGUAUUCUGCAAUGAUGGUUAAUGCCUUGUCAUCAUCACAGAUGUACAUGAGAUCAAGGCAAGAUGAGUGCAGCUUUGUCAGCCUCAGGGAUGUGGAGCGCUGUGUUCAGGUGUUCAUUUGGUUUCACAACAAAAAUCGUCUGCUAAUCGACGAGCUGAAUAAAUAUCUCCGGAAGAAACUAAAUCUGGAGAAAAAAAAGCAGACUGUCGAGGAUGAAAGGAGAGACUCUGUGGUUUGGGCACUGGUGAUGGCUUUGGGAGUGUGCUACCACGCUUGCCUGGAGAACAAGGAGGGCUACAGGAAAGAAAUCUGCAAGACUCUCCCUAAGGGGUAUACCCCACAGAAGGUGCUGCAUGAAAUCACCCUGGUGCAGGACCUCCUGCUAAAUGGGGUACCCCUGGGUAGGACGAUCGCUAGGAACACAGCACUGAAGGAGAACGUCUUCAUGAUGUUAGUCUGUAUCGAGCUGCGCAUCCCUCUCUUCUUGGUGGGAAAGCCUGGGAGUUCCAAGUCUCUGUCAAAGACACUGGUGGCAGAUGCCAUGCAAGGCCAGGCUGCCCACACAGAGCUGUUCAGGAGGCUGAAGCAGGUACACCUGGUAUCCUUCCAGUGCAGCCCUCAUUCCACACCAGAGGGCAUCAUCAAUACCUUCAAGCAGUGUGCCCGCUUCCAGGAGGGCAAGAACCUGGAUGAGUAUGUCUCUGUGGUGGUUCUGGAUGAGAUUGGUCUAGCAGAGGAUUCCCCAAAAAUGCCUCUAAAGACCUUACACCCUCUGCUGGAGGAAGGGUGUAUUGAUGAUGAGCCACUACCGCACAAGAAAGUAGGCUUCGUUGGUAUAUCGAACUGGGCCCUGGACCCGGCGAAAAUGAACCGGGGUGUUUUUGUGUCACGUGGGGACCCAGAUGAAAAGGAGCUGAUCGAGAGUGCCAGAGGGAUAUGUUCGUCUGACAAGAUGGUUCUGGAGAAGGUUCAGGAUGUAUUUCUACCAUUUGCCAAGGCUUAUCUGAGGACCACUGAGGGCAAAGGAUUUUUUGGUCUGCGAGAUUACUACAGCCUGAUAAAAAUGGUAUUUGACUCGUCUAAGACCUCCAAGCAGAGGCCCAGCGUUGAGCAAAUUGUGGAGGCUGUGCUGAGGAACUUCAGUGGCAGGGAUGAUAUGGAUGUAGUGAGCAUCUUCACAGACAGCAUGCACAUCAGCCCAAACCUGGAGGGCACCAUCAGUACCAUUGAGCUUGUGAGGAAGAACAUUUUAGCCAUUGGCUCAAAAAAUGAGUGCCGGUACCUGCUGGUCCUGACCAAGAACUAUGCUGCCCUCCAGAUACUCCAGCAGAUGUUCUUCUCUGACCAACACCAUCCUGAGAUCAUCUUUGGCUCAAGCUUCCCCAAAGACCAAGAAUAUACCCAGAUCUGCUGCAACAUCAACCGUGUGAAGAUCUGCAUGGAGACCGGUCAGACUGUCAUCCUGCUGAACUUGCAGAACCUCUACGAAAGCCUCUAUGAUGCACUCAACCAGUACUAUGUCUGUCUUGGGGGCCAGAACUAUGUGGACCUGGGGCUGGGUACCCAUCGAGUGAAGUGCAGAGUGCACCCCAACUUCAGGCUUAUCGUCAUUGAGGAAAAGGAGGUGGUCUACAGGCAGUUUCCUGUGCCCCUCAUCAACAGGCUGGAGAAGCACUACCUGGACAUCAACGCUGUCCUCAGAAGCGACCAAAAGGAGAUGGUGAAAGAGCUUGAGGGAUGGGUGGAACAGUUCAUCACAACAAAUCAGAACUCAAUGGCAGUCCAGAGGCAAAAAUACCAGCCACCUGAUGUUUUCAUCGGGUACCACUCUGAUGCCUGCUCCUCAGUGGUCCUGCAGGUGACUGAAAAGCUGAAACAAGAGAAAGAGAUGCCUGAAUUCCGGCGGAGGGUCCUGCAGCAGGCCAAACUGAUGCUGCUCAACUGCGCCACCCCGGACUCUGUGGUCCGUUUGCAGGAUACGGCCCUCCCCAGCACUGAGGCCGAGUUCCUGACCCAGGUGUACUUCCAGGAGCAGCAGCACAGCAGCCUGGCUGAAUUCAUCCUGUCCCACAUGCACAUGGAAGGAUGGCACCACUCCCACAUCACCGAGGUUACAACCUUCUCCCGACUCCUGACUGCGUCAGAUGUGGCACAGCUGAGGGACGUAGUGAAGAUUCCCACCACUGAGCUGUUGUCUCUGCAGCAGUUUGAUACGGAGCAGUCCUUCCUCAAAACAAUCAGGAAUUUUCUAGAUUCCACACCUGAUGAUAAAAUGCUCAUCAUUCAGACGGACUUUGAUGAUGGCACCCAGAGUGCAUGUAUCCUAGCAUCAGCAAAGUAUUCAGCCAUAAAUGAAAUUAAUAAAGUGGGAGAGGCGGAGAUGACAGGGAAGGUAUUCGUGUACUUCAUCACAAAACUACCCAGAGUGGAAGGCGGGACAUUCUAUGUUGGAUUUCACGGAGGUAACUGGAGCUCAGUUCACAUCGACGACCUCAGAAGAUCAAAAGACAUUGUCUCGGACAUCAAAGCCUUGAGGAACAUCUCGAUCAGCCAGCUCUUUCAGGAUAAGACCGAUCAGAAGGAUCCAAUGGACGCGAUGGAAGUGGAGGAGGCCUUUCCAGAGCAGGUUGAGGGAGCAUUGUUGGAGGUACUGGACACCACGGAACUGGUACGCAGCUGUGUGCAGAGCGCAGUGAGCAUGCUCAGAGAUCAGGCCGAGGGCGGGGCCCGCUGUACCAGGAGAGUGGAGAUCCUGCUCACGCUGUUGGCCGACAACGAUGAAACGAGUGCUAUGUUCCUGAAGACGGUGAAAAGACGUAUUCACUACCUGCUGGUGGCCCAAGACAGCCAUACCCUUACUUCCAAAAACUGGGUGUUUAAGGAGGCAUCCAAUGUCAACGCUCUGCAGGAAGGAGGGACAUUCAAACACACACUGUGGAAGCGCGUCCAAGUAGCGGUCACUCCCCUGCUUGCCCGCUUAGUCUCAGUCCUCGACCGCGACUGUAACCUGGACCUCCUGCUGGACUGCAAGUCUGGGGAGUCGGUCAAGAAGUUAUGGCUGGACAUGUUCGGGGAUGAGUCACUGCUGGAAAUUCCCUACGCUAGACCCAACUACGGUACUGAAUCACAGACUGUCCUGGUGCACAGCCACAUUCAGACGGGGCACGGUGUGGGGUGUGCCAUGCCCUUCAGCUGGAGGGUCAGGGAGCACCUGGAGGAGGUGUGGACUCAGGUGCAGCAUCGAGACGAUCGCACCCAGCAGAAGUUUGAAGAGAUUUUUGGGAAGACCCCCUUGGGCCAGCUCAUCUCCCACACAGACAGAGAAACACACAAAGAGCUGUUCCAGAGGUAUCUUCAGGAUUUUGUCUCCAUGGCAAUGAAAGUGACAUCGGAGGAUGAGCUGCAGCUCCUGUGUCGCGCCCUGACCUCCUGCAUCAACGAACUGAGCGUCCGCCGUCCCGCCGCGUCGCCCCCCUCCCUGCCCUGGGUCCACGUCGCGUACCAGCAGUUCCGCACGCGUCUGCACAACCUCCACAGGAUGCUCACCCUCCUGCCUCACCUGGCCCCGCCCCUCCUGGGCACCACACCCACUGGAGAAACGGGAGAGAUGGUUCUGGAUGUGCUUGCCGCGGUGGCAUGCGUGGAGCAGCUAGAGCCGCAGUUGCAGUCAGAUGCGCAGCACCUGGCCUGGCUGCGGCAGGUGAAGAGCCUGCAGGUGCCCCUCCAGCUGGUCUGCGCCCAGCCCGUUCCAGAACACUGGGGACAGAGGAGCCGGGCUGUGAUUGGUCGCGUUCGGAAUGGCUGGAACCGUAUCUUUGUCCUGUCGCUGUUUGUGGAGCACCUGCUCCUGGGGGUGGAGUCUGUGGAUGAAAAGCUGACGGCCCUGUUGCUGGACCACACCCUCAGGCUGGGGAGAGUUCUGGAGAAAAACUCUGACCUGAAGCUGGAGACGUCGUUCGUGGCGGUGGUGGAAGUACUCAAGUCCUGCAAGGACAGAGCGAGCCGCUCUGUUUUCGAGUAUGGACUGGGUCCCUGCCCCAUGUGUUGUGGGGACCCCCAGGAGCCCCUGGUGCUGCCCUGUGGUGAUGUCUUCUGCCUGGGCUGUGGCAGACAGUGGCUGGUCCCGGGGCAGAUGUUUUGCCCCAAGUGCAUGUCUCCUGUCCCUGACGACUUCCCCCUAAGCGUGUCAGAAGAUGUGAGUGGCCUGAUCAAGUUCAGCAAGCAGUGCCACUCCUUCUUCAUCGAGCUGGUCUCCAGCGUGUGUUUUCGGGGAAACUGCCCCCCCUCACAGGGGGUCAUCCAUCACCUGUUGUCCUACCUGAUGGUGGAGGCUGAGCCCGUCCCGCUUAUUCGAGGUCGGAGUCAGAUCCUGACCAAAGCUCUCUCGCCUUUCCACGAGUCGGUGGACAGAAGCCCUGUGGUGCGCUCCGUGGUGCUCAAACUGCUGCUCAAGUACAGCUUCAGCAAUGUCAGAGAGUACCUGCAGCAGCACCUGUCUUCGGUGGAGCAGAGCAUCAUCGUGGAGGAAGGGGAUAAAUGCAACCUUUACGCCCUUUACAUCAACUGCCUGGAGGACUCCUUGUUCGAGAGGCUGCAGUGCCACACGGCCACAGAGAGGAGGUCCUUCCUGCAAGUGGAGCGGGACUUCCUGAACUACUUCCUGUCCUGCGACCCAACGUCUGUGCGGACGGUCACCGUGGAGCAGUUGCAGCAGGUCGCCAGGGUUCGGCUGUGUCUGGACGUGGCUGCUGAGCUGCUCACCCAAGGCCUGCUGGGUAAAUAUAACUACACACCUGCCGGGGCUUCCUGCUUCCUGGACAGCGUGCAGAACCUGUGCGUCCGUGGCGGGAACGACUGGUACUGCGUGUACCUGAUCCGCCUGCUGUGCGGCCGGCGGGGCGUGGAGUUCGUCCAGAACCUUCUGAAGGAGGAGGCGCUCCCCUGGCUCUUUCCCCAGGAGAUCCUCGUGCAGAAAAACCAAGAUGGCGGCCAGAUGGAUCAGUACCUCGUCUGCGGGGAGGGCUACGGGGCUGUCCGGGAGGCAGUUGCCAAGGCAACGGCGGGAUGCCCAAUGGAGGACAUAAAGGCAGCGUGUGAGGGCUGUGGAGGUUCCCCAGCAGAGAGAACGGUCUACCUGCUCCUAGCUGUAUUCAGAGAAGUGACCACACUGUACAGAUCUACCAAUCCUGUCCUUCUCCCCAAACCUGAGCUGUGCCAGGCUCUGGAGGGUUUCAUACAGAACUCCGGGGUUCUGGAGAGCCAGGGGGCUCGGACCUUUGCCACGGCGCUGGUGCGGAACAGCCUGGGUCCCCUGCGCGUGCGGGCGGAUCGGCCCGGCGUUGAGCACACCCUCACUGAGCUGGCCGUCCACCUGUCCGCUGUGCUGCGCUGUGGGGAAGGUGGGGUGCUGGCACCCCUCAGACAGCUGGCCAUGUCCCCCUCCAAUAUGCGGAAUUCUUUCUUACCCACAAUGCCUGAGGACAUGCAAUAUAUGGCAGUCAAAGCUUGUACAGAAAAGCUGGAGUGGUACACCUGUCGAAAUGGCCACCCCUGUGCCAUCGGUGAGUGCGGUCGGCCUGCUCAGACAGGCCAGUGUUUGGACUGCGGGGCAGAAAUCGGAGGUGUGAAUCACGUGCCUGUGACAGGCUUCACUGCAACUGCGGCUCAGACACAGGAUCGCACCCAGCCGGGCCACAUUCUGGGGGACCCCAGCAGGCGGGGUGACGGAGACGCGCUGGACACCAGGAACCUGCCCCCCGUGGCCUUCGCCGUCCUCAGACUGCUCACUCACCUGGCCCUGCUGCUGGGGGCUGCAGCCGAUCCACAGUGUGUGAGCCAGAUCAUCAGACCUUCAGUCCAGGAUCCCGGUGCCUUCCUGAUGCAACAUCUGCGGAAGGAUCUGGAACAGCUGACCCAGACCCUGGGGUUGGGUGCGGAUGACACGGUCACCGCCAUCCACCUGCUGCUCAGUAGCCUGCUGGAGCCUCACCUGCCCCGCUCAGGGCAUGGUCCUUUUGGUGGUUCCCUCUCCACAAAGGAAGCCAGGCAUGGCUGGGAGACCACUGUCAUCACUGACAUCAUCACCCCCCAGCUCAAGAACCUGGAGCAGCGGUUGAAGGAGGUGAACGUAGCCAUCAGAUGUGACUCUCGCGUGAACUCUAACCCCGUCAUGAAGGUGGUGUUCGGAGAUCCGCGCCUCUUUCUGUCCACACUGCCCAGGGACAGCCUGGUCCACCGGGGGGCAGUGUGGAGCUGCAGGGAGAGGGUGUCCCUGCCCCACCUGGCCCACGUCCUGGGGCAGAACGGCGGAAAAGACGCCUUUCCCCUUCUCUGGACCUUCCUGCAGAAGGAGGCGGAGUUACGGCUGGUGAAGUUCCUGCCGGACAUCGUGGCUCUGCAGAGGGAUCUGGUGAGAAGGUUCCAGAAUCGGACAGACCUGACAUAUGGGACCAUCGGGGAGCUGAUCCAGAACCAGAGAGAAGCUGCACGGAUGACCUGGGAGAAACGCAUCAGAACCUUCCUGAGUGUGUGGAAUCAGCUGCGCCUGUCAUUGGCCACUAACGGUGAGAUAAAGAUUCCAGCAGAGCUCUGUGAGGAGGACCUGGCCCUCAGCAGUGAUCUCCAGGUUCUGUUGCCGCAGCGACAGGGCGUGGGCCUGUGCUCCACCGCGCUGGUCAGCUACCUCAUCGCCCUGCACAACCAGCUGGUCUACGCCACAGACAGACACACGGGAGAGCAGACCAGUUACACAGUGAGCGUUACAGACCUGUCUGAGCUGCACGUGAUUGGGUAUGAGCCGGAGAGGGACCUCAUCCCUCUGGUCCUGUCCAACUGCCAGUACAGCCUGGAACGCGGCCAGGAGACCCUGUCCCAGUACGACCUCCCCAAAAUCCAGCAGCUGAUCCUGAGCCGGAUCCUGCAGGGGAAGCCUCUCAUCGCCCUGUCUGGAAUUCCCACGCUGUUCAGCCGGCAAAGCCGCCAUUACGAACGCGUUUUCACGGACGUGAAGGCCAAGGUUGGGCAGGAGCCCUUGCCGGCCCUGAAGGCGGCGUCUCUGGCUGGUCAGCUGCAGACGCACAGCGACGUGUGCGACACGCUGGGCGUGGUGGAGCUGGUGCUGGACUUCCUGUCUGCCGCCGGGGGCCACGCCCACAUGGAGCUGGUCUCGUACCUGGAGGACGUCCUGCGGAUGGAGCGGCUGGCCCCCCAUGUCCUCAAGGCCCUGAGUAGGUGCAGUCUGAAGCACUGUGUGGCUCUGUGGCAGUUCCUCUCCUCACUCCGAUCAGAGAGCAUGCUGCGCCUAAAGAGGGACCCAUUUGUGGGGAUUGGGGAUCAGUACAGGAAGCCCCUGGAUGAGGAGGCCCGCAGGCUGCUGAUGGGCUUCUGCAGCAGGGGAAGUGUGCAGGCCGUCCGGCUGGAGAUGCACCAGUUCCUGCUGCUACACCUGAACACCAACCGUGACCCUGAGCUGUACAGGCCAGACUGGGGUCUGAAGGAGACGCUGCAGUCAUAUGUGGAGCGCAAGGACCUGGACCUCCCGCCUGACGUGGAGGAGCUGUUUCCCGCGGAGAUCCGCCUCUCUCAGGCCGUCGCUGCCUGGAAGUUCACUGUGGCCUUUAAACAGGGGCGGAGCCUGAGGUAGCCAAUCUGGAGCCUCUCAGUUUUAAGGCCAACGGUCAGAGCCUUACUGUGAUUGGCAGAGCAGCCUGUCACUCAAAACAUAGCCCUUCAGGUUUUCCCUUUAACUGGGAGUCAGGUGUGAAUACAUGUGGCCAAUCGGUAGCGCUAAUUGUUCAGUGAAUUACCUGGGAGGGAAAAGAAAAUUUGGAUUCCAUUUAGUAUAGUAUUGUGUGUUUUCUUUCUGUCUGUUAUGUAUUUCUACAAGUCCAAACUGGUGAGCUUGGGCUUCCUCCUUAUCCUUCUCCUGCUAUUCUGCCAGGGAGGAGCCGGCUAUGCUGCCCAGGACUCUGAAAGCAACUGAUAGAUAAAUACUAAACAAUUAUUUCAGAUUUAAAGCUUGUUUAGACGGUCAUCAGGUGCUUCUUCAGUAUUCAUGUUAUAUGACUAGACAAAGGCAAUCACUUAUGUAAUUAAAUCUUACUAUAAGCGUAUGUAUUAAACAUGUACCAAUCAAAUAUA